UCACCCAGCUGGCUUAUUUUCUCCUGAAUAUGGCUUCUGAUGUAGCCAAAAUUGCACCAUCCACCCACAUGACAGCUACUGUCUGAGUUGGGGAAUUUCAGGUUCUACAGAGGUUCAGAACUCUUUAGGGAAAGGAAUGCUAAGAAGUCCCAAACUCUUUGAAACAGUCCAGAGAGGAUUCAGCUUGAUCAAUACCUAUGGAAAACUGGCUGACCAAGUUUUCCAAGGUGCUUGAAUGCAUGGAUGUAUUCUGAAUCCAGAUGCAGCUGUUUGGAAGCACAAAGAGGACUGAUCUGCACUGCAACACUUAUUGCAGGUUCCAUAUAUUAAGUGGUAGAAUAGCCAGCUACUUUAAGAAUCUUCUGUUGUCUGAUUAGCAAAUUAAAUGCUGACAGGAUGAUGUGGCAAUUAAGUUGGAUAAAUAACUGGCUGAAGAGCCAUGUUCAAAGAAUGCUCAUCAAGAUGAGGGGUAGCAUCACAUGAGAUGAGAUAAGGUUCAGUCCUAGGCACUAAAUUAACAUCUGUAUUUACUUUAAAAAUUGGUAUUUACUAAAAAAGAUUCAAAUAAAAGAACAGGUUCUGAGAAAGACAGUGAGGAUAAUCAGGAGAUUAGAAAUUAAGUCCUGUGAAAGAGAGAUUGAAGGAAUGUUUUAGUAUUCUAGGAGGAAAAUAUGAUAAAAUCAAUCUAAACUAGGUAGAUAGAACUGUCAUUCUUUGCAUAUGUGUAGGAUAUGUGUCAUUUGAAAAGUAGGUUGCUAUGAAAUGAGGAGGUUAGGCCAGUAUAAUCGCUGGAUUUUUAAAGAAAGGCAUAUUUCCUCUGACAUUUUCUAUUAAUGCUUUGGUUUCAUGUAGAAAAUUGUAUUUUUGAAUUUCAGUAGAUGGGAGAAGCCAAAGUUGUAAUUUGAAUGUUUUUUCUUGAAGUUGUUAGUUAUUGCCAUGAUAUAGUCUUGGCAUAAGAUGAGUCUUAUCUUCAUAAACUGUAGACAGUGCCUGCAUUCACACAUUGCAUUAUGCUAAGAUUUGAGAUAGAGGAACAGUCAUUACUGUAUUUUAUAAAUAUAGGUAGAAAAUCAAGUAUAGUUUUAACUAUAGCUUGUAUAAGCAAUAACGGCUUUUAGAUCCUUGCAAACUAUAGCUUGCUAGCUGCAAUUCAUUUUUACAUAAAACCAUAGUUUACUUUGAUUAUGUGGCUAUCUGCUUAGAUUAUCUAGCAGAGUCUCUGGGAUAAAAUAUAGUAUAAUUAGAUAUGGUGCAAAGUAUGUGGUGUGUUUGGAAUCAAUGCAUGAGUAUAGCAAUAAAUGACUUAGGAUGUAGCAAUUCUUUAUUAAGUAUGUUUAUGUUACAAAUGCUAAUUAUAAUAUUACAAGCAUUUCAGCCACCUGCUGUUUGUGUUGUCAUUGCUUUUAUGAUGUGAUACUGGAUUUUUUAAAUAAGGUUUUAGAGGAAUGUGGAAUAAUUAAUUGAAUGAUUGGGUUCUUAUUUGGCACUCCUUGUUCUCCUUGCAGUCUAUUUUUACCAAGAUAAGAUUCAUCUUAUACCAAGACAUGGUAAUAACUAGGUCUAAGCUAGUGAGAAAUUGUCAGCUAUCUUCCCUCUCUGUUCUUAUAGCUAAAUAUUUGUUGUGUCCUUACAGGGAAAAUUGAAAUUAUUGUUAUUCAGUUUGAGUAUUAAAUCUCAUGACCUUAAUAACUAAAUAAUGAAACAGGGAGGAUCUCCCUGCUCCAGCAGUGCCAAACUUAUUUAGAGUUGCCGGAGCAAUAGCACUGUGAGUGAAGCAACAUGCACUACAAAAGGUCUGCCUCAGACUCCCUGGGAGAAUGCUAGCAAGAUGGCUCAUAGCAGGACAUACAUUCCUGGUGCUAACCUCCAACACACCAAGGAAUUGCUAGGUUGGAUCCAGCUGCUUUUCUGCCAGUGGGAGAAUUCCCUCUGUGACAUUUAGCUCAGCACUGCAGCCCAUGGAAAGUGGAAUGAAUGCUAAUGUACAGUACACAGAUCUUUACAGUUCCUAGUAGCACCUCCCUCACUGUUCCUGGGCAGAUUUAAAGGCGGGGGGAGGUUGUCUUGGAAACUAGUAACGGAGAAAUGGACAAAUAUCAUAUUGUCUUCUGCUCCUCCUGUGGAAUUCUUCAUGGAAUCAGAAGCUCUUCAGACUCAGUAGGCUGAUCCAUCCUAUUGAGUGCUUGGGUAGGGAGUGGGGCUGAAGUUUGAAUGGACCUUGGGGAAUUGAAAAAUCAUAAACAUGGCAUCAUGACCCAUUAUUAUUUCAAAGAGGAAUAACUUGGUGAUGGAGCAUUUUCAAUGACUGAUGGACUCAAAAGAAGAAAGCUUAGCAGCCCAAGAAGGAGCAAGAGAAAGAGGCCUGGUCUAUGUGUGGCAGGCUGGUUCCUAUUGUCCUACCCCAGAAAGACUUCCUGGUUGGAUCGGAAAAAGAGUGUUGCAGGCAGCACUUGGAGAAAACCAUGGUGUACUGUUAUCUGAUGAUGGCGAAGUUUACAGUUUUGGAAAACUUCCUUGGCGACUUGGGCUAGAAGAGGCUUUUAUUAAUUGUCCCAUACUGGAAAAAGCUUUGAGUGGACAACAUGUUGUUACAGUGGCAGCUGGCAGCUUUCACAGUGGAGCAGUGACUGAAGGAGGGGUGGUGUACAUGUGGGGGGAGAAUUCUGCUGGUCAAUGUGCUGUGGCCAAUCAAGCUACUGUGCCAGAACCCAACCCCCUCAGCAUUUCUGAUGGUGAAGCUGGACCUUUCUUGCCAAUUCGGAUUUUGCAGUUGACAUGCGGAGAGGAGCACACCUUGGCACUUUCACAGAGUAGAGAGAUAUGGGCAUGGGGAAGUGGCUGUCAACUAGGCCUUGUAACCAAUACUUUUCCAGUGACCAAGCCGCAAAAAGUUGAGUACCUGGCAGGACGUGUGGUGCUUCAGGUUGCUUGUGGGACCCAUCAUAGCUUGGCACUGGUUCAGUGCCUCCCCACUCAAGACUUAAAAGCUCUCCCAGAGAGAUGCAAUCAUUGCAGCCAGCUCCUCAUUACCAUGACUGAUAAAGAAGACCAUGUCAUCAUCUCUGAUAGCCACUGUUGUCCACUGGGUGUUGUUCUGACUGAGUCCCAGACUGAGAAUCGUACUUCUUGCUCCUCGUUAGAAAGUCUGGAAAGAAAGAGUAUAACAAACAGCCAAGGUGAGGAUUGUCAGAAAACCCUUUCAGAAGAUCAGGUGCUGUCUGGGGCAGAGUAUGAUGUAGCAAGUAUAGUUUCAAACAAUGAUGGACAGGAAAACAGUGGCAUUUCUAGUCCAGGAAACCCUUUGAGCACUGACAAAACAGCAGUAAAGCAACACUUGACGGGCCUUUCAGAUCAUUCAUUAAAUGCAAGCAGGGAGAAGCAAAUCAGCUCUCAACCUGAACAGCAGUCUCAAGAAGAGGAUCAUCUUGUUUGCCUCCCCGGUCCACCCCUACCAGGUACAUCUGCCCUUAAUAGCCUAGUGGUUUCUUGUGCAUCUGCAGUUGGUGUAAGAGUAGCUGCUACUUAUGAAGCCGGAGCCUUGUCUCUGAAGAAGGUAAUGAACUUCUAUGGCACAGUUCCAGGUUGCACAGCCUCCCCAUCUAGUGGAAGCUCUCCAGCCCUGGAUGGAGCGAAGGACAGCCGAGAAGAGCAGGUCAAGCUGGAGUCAAUGCACGGGAAAAAAAGUUCCAGCUUGGUGGAUAUUCGAGAAGAAGAAUCUGAAGGAAUCUGUCGAAGACUUUCCUUGCCUGGUUUGCUCUCCCAAGUUUCUCCAAGGCUUUUGAGGAAAGUAGGACGAACCAAAAUGAGGACAGUUGCCCUGACACCUACCUACAGUGGUGAAGCUGAUGCACUUCUUCCAUCUCUGCGCACUGAGGUGUGGAGCUGGGGGAAAGGAAAAGAUGGGCAGCUGGGACAUGGUGAUGUCUUGCCAAGGCUCCAGCCAUUGUGUGUAAAAAGUCUUGAUGGUAAGGAAGUAAUUCAUUUGUCUGCUGGUGGCCAUCAUUCCUUGGCACUCACUGCUAAAUCGCAGGUAUAUUCAUGGGGCAGUAAUACCUUUGGACAGCUAGGUCAUUUAAAUUCUCCAACCACAAUCCCUCGCCUUGCAAAGAUAUGUGAUGAUAACAGAAUUUGGAAUAUAGCAGCAGGUCCAGACUAUUCCUUAUUCCUAGUAGAUGGAGAAGAUUUUCAGCCUUCAUUAUACUAUAGUGGCCAAGAAGAAAAAGGAGAGGGUGGUGUUUCAUCUGAAAAUAACUGCCUAAAGAGUCCAACACUGUUACUAAACUCUAGUAAGCUAGGGUAUAUUAGCAGCGUGACAACAGGUGGAAAUAAGUGUUUGGCUUUAGUGGACAAAAACAUUAUGGGGUACAUCGCUAGUCUUCACGAGUUGGCUUCAACAGAGAGAGAGUUCUACUCUAAACUGAGUGCUAUAAAAUCUCAAGUUCUCCGACCGCUCUUGGGAUUUGAUAAUUUAGGCACAGCAUCUACCAUCCAGUUGCUGCAGGAAAUGGCAAGUACAUUCAGUAAACUGUGUUACCUGAUUGGUCAGCAUGGAGCCUCUUUGACUAGCUUUCUUCAAGGAUUAAAAGAGGCAAAGAAUUUGGUGAUCCUGAAGCAUUCAAACCUGUUUUUGGAAAGUUAUACUGAGUACUGUGCUUCCUUGACAAAUUUUUUGGUAAUGGGAGGAUUUACACUACUCUCCAAACCAGCAGUGGAUUUCUUAGGUAAAAACCAAGCAUUACUUCAAGAUCUGUCAGAGACAAAUGAGGAGGUUUAUCCAUUAAUGGAGAUGCUAAAUGCUCUGUUUUUCUUGCCAAUCAGACGACUUCAUAAUUAUGCUAAAGUUUUGCUAAAGCUUGCUACCUGUUUUGAAGUGACAUCUCCAGAAUAUCAAAGCCUUCAGGAUUCCAGCUCUUCUUAUGAAACCCUGGCUGUCUAUCUCAGUAGGAAAAGAAAAGAAGCUGAAUACACACUGGGUUUCUGGAAAACUUUUCCUGGGAAAAUGACGGACUCCUUGAGGAAACCUGAACGGCGACUAAUCUGUGAAAGCAGCAACCGAGGAUUGUCCCUGCAACAUGCUGGGAGAUUUUCAGUGAAUUGGUUUAUCCUCUUCAAUGAUGCCUUGGUCCAUGCUCAGUUCUCAACUCAUCAUAUUUUUUCCUUGUCUACCCUGUGGGUAGAACCUGUUUCAGAAGAGUCUGGUAAUACGAAUGGCUUGAGAAUCACUACACCUGAAGAACAGUUUAUUCUCAUUUCAUCAACUCCACAAGAAAAGACUAAAUGGCUGAGAUCUAUAAGCCAAGCUGUGGAUCAGGCCUUAAAAGGGACGUCUGACUUGCCUCCCUAUGGAGGCAGCGGAAGCCUCCAGAGGCAAGAGCCCCCUAUUUCAAGGAGCGCCAAAUACACCUUCUACAAAGACCCUCGACUUAAGGAUGCUGCUUACAAUGGUCGAUGGCUUUCUGGGAAGCCACAUGGCAGAGGAGUCUUGAAGUGGGCAGACGGAAAGAUGUAUUCUGGCAUGUUCAGAAACGGCAUGGAAGAUGGAUAUGGUGAAUAUAAAGUACCAAAUAAAACACUGAACAAGAGUGACCACUAUAUUGGAUUUUGGAAGGAAGGCAAAAUGUGUGGACAUGGUAUCUACAGGUACGCAACUGGGGAGGUUUAUGAAGGAAGCUUCCAGGAUAACAUGCGUCACGGCCAUGGCCUUCUGCGCAGUGGGAAACUGACUUCUUCCUCACCUAGUAUGUUCAUUGGCCAGUGGGUGAUGGAUAAGAAGGUUGGAUAUGGAGUAUUUGAUGAUAUUACAAGGGGAGAAAAAUACAUGGGGAUGUGGCACGAUGAUCUUUGCCAAGGCAAUGGUGUUGUGGUCACACAGUUCGGGUUGUAUUAUGAGGGAUCCUUUAACAACAAUAAAAUGAUGGGGACUGGUGUAUUGCUUUCUGAAGAUGACACAGUAUACGAAGGAGAAUUUUCAGAUAACUGGACCCUUAAUGGAAAGGGAACAUUGACUUUGCCAAAUGGAGACACUAUUGAAGGCACUUUCAAUGGUGAAUGGGGUUCUGGAAUAAAGAUUACAGGAACCUACUUCAAACCCACUUUAUAUGAUCAUGAGAAGGACCGGUCUAAAACGCUGCGGAAGCUAGGAAACCUUGCUGUCCCAGCAGAUGAGAAGUGGAAGGCAGUGUUUGAGGACUGCUGGCACCAGCUCGGCUGUGAACAACCGGGCCAAGGGGAUAGGUGGAAAGCUUGGGAUAACAUUGCUGUUGCCCUGACAACCAAUCGGCGGCAACACAAAGACAGUCCAGAACUCUUGAGCAGGUCACAUGCACAAACCCUGGAAAGCUUGGAGUUCAUUCCACAACAUGUUGGUGCCUUCUCGUUGGAAAAAUACGACAACAUUAAGAAAUACCUUGUGAAGGCAUGUGAUACUCCUCUGCACCCUUUGGGAAAACUUGUGGAAACCCUGGUAGCUGUCUACCGCAUGACGUAUGUGGGAGUGGGAGCCAAUCGACGUCUAUUGAAGGAGGCAGUAAGGGAGAUUAAAUCCUAUUUGAAGCGCAUCUUCCAGUUGGUCAGAUUCCUGUUCCCUGAUCUUCCUGAAGAGGGCAGUGUAAUUCCCUUGCUGAUGACUGAGAUGAAAGGAACACGAUCUUUCUGUACUGGAAAGAAGGACUCAAGACCUGAAUCUCCAGAACCAGGUUAUGUGGUUACAAGCUCUGGCUUGUUACUUCCUGUGCUGCUCCCACGACUCUACCCUCCUCUAUUUAUGCUGUAUGCCUUGGACAAUGAACGAGAGGAAGAUGUUUACUGGGAAUGCGUUCUGCGUUUGAACAAACAACCAGACAAAGCACUGUUGAGCUUUUUGGGAGUGCAAACGAAAUUUUGGCCAACAACAGCAUCUGUCCUUGGUGAAAAUAAAAAGGUAUUACCAAACACAAAAGAUGCCUGUUUUGCUUCAGCAGUAGAAUGCCUACAACAGAUCAGUACAACUUUUACACCUACUGACAAGUUGAAGGUGAUCCAGCAGACCUUUGAGGAGAUCUCACAGAAUGUGCUUGAGUCUCUACAUGAAGAUUUCCUUUGGUCCAUGGAUGAUUUGUUUCCUGUUUUUCUAUAUGUGGUGCUACGAGCCAGGAUAAGGAAUUUGGGAUCUGAAGUGCACUUGAUUGAGGACCUCAUGGAUCCCUAUCUCCAACAUGGGGAGCAAGGCAUUAUGUUCACAACUCUGAAGGCAUGCUAUUACCAGAUUCAGCAUGAAAAGCUUACCUAAUUCAUUUGCCUCAUAUGGAAGAGUCACCUGAAUAGAAGUUUUAUUCAUCCUGCCUGAAAUACUUAAAAUGAAAACAAAGUCGUCAUCCUGUGGAUGUAAUUUCUAAACUUUUAAGGUCAGAAAAAAAGCAAGACUUCAGAUCAAAGAAAAAGAGAGAAGAUUGAGAAAGCAAUUAUUUUGUGAGGAACCUGUUAGAAUCUCAUGGAUCUCAAAAAAGAAAAAGAUCAUCCAGGAAUGUGCUGCUUUUGACAUAGGUUGAAAACACUGCGGAUUUGAAGGACUGAAAUGCACUAUGGAACCACUCUAUUGUUUUUAAAUUAAGCUGCCUAGGUUUGUGUGUCACUGAGGAAAAAAACUGACAUAAGUAGCCUUCUUAGUAAAAAAUAGUUUGUGAAAAAAUCCUUUCUGUAAGUAUUGUUACAGAUAAGAGUACAAGUGCUUGUGUGAAAUCAAGAUCUGUUGGAUUUACUAAUUCCACAGUGUUAAGUAUGUCAGAGCUGAUAUUUCUUUACUUUUGGGGGGGUGAGGGGAGCUUUGUAUUUAACAUCAAGGAGCGUUAGUCAUUGUAAAUGUCAGCACUGAAUUUGAUAUUUAUUAUGUUUACAGAACUCUUAUUUCUUGUAAGCCUUGAUGAACAGCGUUUAUAAGCUACAGCUGGAUGGUUUACUUGACAUUGGUGAACCUCAUGUUAUGGAAGGAUGCAACUACGAUCUUACUAAACAUGUGCUCUCAGGAUUGAAGUACUAUCUUAGCAUUAUGAGAUUUUGAACUGCUAUAUCUGCUAUGCCUAUUUGACAAAAGGAAAUCUUUCUUGUUACCAGCAAUUCUAUGUCAUUGUUGUUGUGACUUCUCCUUUACUUAUAUGGAUAGCUCUCAUCCUGGAUAAAAUAGGUGCUGUUCUUUACUGUAUCAGAAAUAAAUAGAAUAUAAGGAAAAUACUCUCCUGGUUAAAUUCAGUUAAUAAUAGUCAACACAAAUAACUUCUGGACAUCAGAAUCAUGCCUGUGUGUUAACUUCUUUUAUUAAAAAUACAUUUUGGUGGGAGCUAUAACUGUAAAUGAAGCAAUUUUCAUAAUAAAAAAUAU
Molecule: messenger RNA, 8352 nt
Organism: Python bivittatus (Burmese python)
Lineage: Eukaryota; Metazoa; Chordata; Lepidosauria; Squamata; Pythonidae
Gene: ALS2
Product: alsin Rho guanine nucleotide exchange factor ALS2
Biological process (GO): endosomal transport; regulation of GTPase activity
Cellular component (GO): centrosome; dendrite; intracellular membrane-bounded organelle
Molecular function (GO): small GTPase binding; guanyl-nucleotide exchange factor activity
Source: RefSeq, a predicted model, not a curated record